Malus domestica (apple) is the source of this 1736-nucleotide messenger RNA. Its product is annotated as tetrahydroberberine oxidase-like. Gene Ontology annotation, molecular function: FAD binding; oxidoreductase activity. The record is from RefSeq and is a predicted model, not a curated record. NCBI's taxonomy places the organism in Eukaryota, Viridiplantae, Streptophyta, Magnoliopsida, Rosales, Rosaceae.
AGCUCAGAGAUCAUACAAUUUCAUAUAUUUAGAACAAAUAAAGAUGGAGAUCUCACACAUAAAACUACUUCCCCUACUACUUCUCAUCCUUCUAAGCUCGGUUUGCUCCACAACUUCUAACUCGAUUUCGGAAAGCUUUGUUCAAUGCUUUUCCUCCAUCAUACACUCUAACUCAACGAGCAGCAUCAUUCUCACCGAAAACAGUUCGGUUUAUUCCUCAGUCUUGCAAUCUUCCAUACAAAAUCUCAGAUUCUUGAACACAACACCGAAACCAAAAGCUAUCAUUACCCCUUCUCAAUACUCUCAUGUUCAAGCAGCUAUAGUAUGCUCCAAGAAAGAGGGCAUAGAAAUAAGAACACGAAGCGGGGGCCAUGACUAUGAGGGCCUAUCUUAUGUAUCCGAAUCUCCUUUCAUCAUCAUUGAUCUUUUCAAUCUUCGAUCCAUUGAUAUUGACAUAAAGAAGGAGAGGGCUUGGGUUGAGUCAGGUGCUACUCUCGGAGAGUUGUACUACGCAAUUGCACAAAAGAGCAAACUCUAUGGCUUUCCAGCAGGUAUCUGUCCAACUAUUGGUGUGGGAGGACACAUUAGUGGAGGUGGACAUGGUCCCUUGUUCAGGAAAUAUGGUCUAGCAGCUGACAAUGUCCUUGAUGCUAAGAUUGUCGACGUUAAUGGCAGAGUUCUUGACAGAAAAUCCAUGGGAGAAGAGCUCUUUUGGGCUAUUCGAGGAGGCGGAGGCUCAAGCUUUGGAGUCAUUGUGGCUUGGAAACUCAGGUUGGUUCCUGUUCCUCCAACUGUAACAGGUUACACGGUAUCGAAGACCAUAGAACAAGGUACAACCAAACUUGUAUCUAAAUGGCAAGCUAUAGCUGACAGGAUGCCUGAAGAGUAUUUCCUGCGUUUGGUUAUCCAAGUUGCAAAUGGAGCUGGUAAAAAUGGUGGAAAAACUAUACAAGUUUUAUUCAAUUUCUUGUUUUUCGAGAGUGUUGAGAAACUUCUUCCUUGGAUGCAAGAAAAUUUCCCGGAGUUAGAUUUAGAGCGGAAGAAUUUCAUUGAGAUGAGUUGGAUUUCAUCAGUUCUAUACAUUGCUAACAUUCCAAGAAACGAAACAGAAGUUCUGCUUCAGAGGACUCAACAAUCUAAGAGAUUCUUCAAAGCCAAAUCAGAUUAUGUUACAAAACCUAUUUCAGGGGCUGCCUUGGAAGGUUUAUGGAAAACAAUGCUUGAAUUGGAUUCAUUCCAGUUGAUAUUGACACCUUUCGGUGGAAGAAUGAGUGAGAUUUCUGAUUCAGAAAUUCCUUUCCCACAUAGAAAAGGAAAUUUGUUUGAGAUCCAGUAUUUCGACAAUUGGGGUGAUGCCGAAGAAACUGAGAAACAUAUUAGCGGGAUGAGAAUGGUGUAUGCCUACCUGGCACCGUACGUUUCCAAGUCUCCAAGAGCUUCCUAUUUAAACUAUAGAGAUCUUGACUUGGGAAGGAAUGGUGAUUGCAAUACAAGCUAUGCACAAGCAAGCGCUUGGGGUUUGAAGUAUUUCAAGAAUAACUUUAGGAGACUUGUUCAAGUUAAGACUCUAGUCGAUCCCGGUAACUUCUUUAGAGAUGAACAAACCAUCCCUGUGUUACACUCCGGGAAGAAAUAGAAUGUCAACAGCUACAUGGAUUUAUGUAACAGAAUAAAUUAUAAAUCUUCAAUUUCCCAUUGCAUUUUCCCAUUAACAUAUAAUGAUAUUUUACUUGUUA